AUGAGAACUUUCUUCUUCCAUUUCCCAAACCUGCAAAUCUUAACUCUCUACACCAUCAGCAACUCACCACUUUCUUCCUCGAUGUCGCUAUGCUCUUCCACAAGCCUUUUUUUCACUGGACGCUCUUUCACCAGCCACCGACCUCACCAACCUCGACUUUUCCCCGGUGCACCUGACCUUUCCACCUUGUACCUCUCGACUAACAAAGCAGUGGACAACGAUCAGGAACACAGCGACACGACGCAGCAGCAGCGGAGGGAGCACGAAUCGAUGACAUCAAAUUGGCAGUGGAAAUCGAAGAGGAGGGAGGUGGCGCGGCGGAAUCAGAGAUCCUAUGAUGAUUAA
Messenger RNA from Linum trigynum, 345 nucleotides. The record is from the annotation of a GenBank genome assembly. Lineage: Eukaryota; Viridiplantae; Streptophyta; Magnoliopsida; Malpighiales; Linaceae.